AUGAAAUAUUUGAACAAAAUAUUGAAUGAUAUUCAAAAGGUUGAAUCUGAUAAUCAACACUUUUCUUUCUACAAAUUAAUUGUCAUUUUAUCUCACACACCUCCAGCUCAUCAAGUACAUAUUAAAUAUUCUAUCCAAUUUUUAAAAAUUGAUACCGGUAUUAUAUAA
Messenger RNA from Heterostelium album PN500, 168 nucleotides. RefSeq lists its product as uncharacterized. Lineage: Eukaryota; Evosea; Eumycetozoa; Acytosteliales; Acytosteliaceae. The transcript is spliced from 2 exons. The record is from RefSeq and is a predicted model, not a curated record. Bases 1 to 168 code for a protein of 55 amino acids.